This is a messenger RNA of Stegastes partitus (bicolor damselfish), 351 nucleotides long. RefSeq names its product corticoliberin-1-like. Gene Ontology annotation, cellular component: extracellular region. Bases 1 to 351 code for a protein of 116 amino acids. Gene Ontology annotation, molecular function: hormone activity. NCBI's taxonomy places the organism in Eukaryota, Metazoa, Chordata, Actinopteri, Pomacentridae. The transcript has a single exon. The record is from RefSeq and is a predicted model, not a curated record.
AUGAAGUUGAAUGUGUUGUUGUGGGUCGUGGUUCUGCUCGGUUCCUUCCUCCCUCGCUGUGCUGACGGCCGACCCACUGACGGUUCUGCUGGUCGCCUCCACGGACCAUUGCUCCUCCUGGGGGAGGAGUUCUCCCUGUGGCUGGGAGCAGCUCCGAGGUUCCUUAGUUCUUCAGCAGGGAACCGGGUUCUGCUGCAGGCGGAGCAGAAGGUCAGGAGGUCCGACGAGCCGCCCAUCUCUCUGGACCUGACGUUCCACCUGCUGCGGGAGGUUCUGGAGAUGGCCCGGGCCGAGCAGAUGGCCCAGCAGGCCGACAGCAACCGUAAGAUGAUGGACACCUUCGGGAAGUGA